Molecule: messenger RNA, 2027 nt
Organism: Protopterus annectens (West African lungfish)
Lineage: Eukaryota; Metazoa; Chordata; Ceratodontiformes; Protopteridae
Gene: CCN2
Product: cellular communication network factor 2
Exons: 5
Coding region: 236-1273 (345 amino acids)
Biological process (GO): signal transduction; cell adhesion
Cellular component (GO): extracellular matrix; extracellular region
Molecular function (GO): heparin binding; integrin binding
Source: RefSeq, a predicted model, not a curated record
CAGCGUAUAAAUAAGGCAAGACCUGCUCCCUUUAGUAUAGACCAGCUCUAGCUUUCUAGAGGACACGACCAGAAAGAAGAAACGCUUUUAAUAGCCUUCUUUCAGAAAAGCGACCGAGAGAAAAUUCGAGGAAGAAUCUUAACGCGAUCAGCUUGAUCAGAGUAACUUUCGAGUGCAGCAAGUUUGUGUAGAAAUCUUUCUGCCUUGUCCGAGUUCAGGCGCACAUAGAGAAAAAAUGUUUUCCAGAGUUCAGUCCGCUCAGGUGCUUGUCACCCUGAUGAUGCUGCUUCCCUUGGUAACUGCAGAGGUGUGCAGUGGAAAGUGUGAUUGUCCUGAAAACCCGCCGGAGUGCCCAGCUGGAGUCAGUCUGGUAAGGGAUGGAUGCGGAUGCUGUAAAGUGUGUGCCAAGCAGUUGGGUGAGAUCUGCACUGAGCAGGACACCUGUGAUCACCACAAGGGACUCUUCUGUGACUUUGGCUCACCCGUCGUCAGAAAAAUAGGGGUGUGCACAGCUAAGGAUGGUGCUCCUUGCAUAUUUGGAGGAAUGGUCUAUAGAAGCGGAGAAACAUUCCAAAGCAGCUGCAAAUACCAAUGCACUUGCCUUGAUGGAGCAAUUGGCUGUGUGCCUCGUUGUAGUGUAGAUGUGCGUCUUCCUAGCCCUGACUGCCCCUUCCCACGAAAAGUCAAGGUCCCUGGCAAGUGCUGUGAGGAGUGGGUCUGUGAUCAGCCCAGACAACACACUAUGGUUGGACCAGCCCUUGCUGCAUACAGACAAGAGGAGACGUAUGGUCCUGAUCCAUCAUUGAUGCGAGCCAACUGUCUGGUACAGACCACUGAAUGGAGUGCCUGUUCAACAACCUGCGGCAUGGGUGUAUCUACAAGGGUAACCAAUGACAACAGAGAAUGUAGACUGGAAAAAGAGACACGACUGUGCAUUGUUAGGCCAUGUGAAGCACAUCUGGAGGAAAACAUUAAGAAGGGUAAAAGGUGUAUUCGCACCCCAAAGAUUUCCAAACCAAUGAAGUUUGAACUCUCUGGUUGUACAACUACCAAAACCUACAGGCCCAAGUUCUGUGGCGUCUGCACCGAUGGUCGUUGCUGCACCCCUUACAGAACUGCCACCCUUCCCGUAGAGUUCAAGUGCCCCGAUGGAGAACUCCUAAAGAAGAAUAUGAUGUUCAUUAAAACAUGUGCCUGUCACUACAACUGUCCUGGUGAGAAUGACAUCUUCCAGUCAAUGUACUACAAGAAAAUGCACGGAGACAUGGCAUAAAAAUGUGAACUGCAACAGACUUGAACUGAAACCUUCUUUGCACUUUGUCUGCAGAGAUAAAUUAGCACAUGUUACUUAUGUUUCUUAAGAGAUGUAACUAAGAGCAGUGCCUUCUGACCCCAAGCAGUGGCUUGAAGAAUGAAGACGGAAAGGCAGUGGAACACUUCACAGCAUUUAAGUGGUCAUAUUUUAUGAUAACUGGUGUAUAAUGUCCAGGCAUAACUUAUGUCCAACUUUGAGCCUACCUUUACUGUGGUGAAGUCUUCCAGUUGUAAAGGUGCUGAAAGCUCUGAACUCUUAGCACAGGUGGUAGAAGUGUGAUGUUACCAAGUGCCACUGAAAUGUGCCCCUUAGCCAGGGGGGUGCUGCAUGAAUGUGUUCAUAGCCAAGACAGCACUAUAAACAUACUGACUUUUAACAGUGUGACUUUGCUAGCCUUAUUUUGUUCUCUGAAAGAAGGGAUCAAAAUUAGGUUAAAUUAAAGAAGACUGGAUAUCUUGCCAAGGCCAUUUUGCCUGUGGCAUGCUUUUGUGUAUGUGUAUAUGUGUAUUUAUAAUUAUUGUAUAUAUUUGUAAAUGUAUCUAAGUUAAUUUAAAUGUGUGCCUUUUUCAUUUUAUUACUUUGAUACUUGGAUUUUAGCUUAUUUGAAACCUAACUGCUCCUUGAACAGUCCUUUUUGUAUUGUCUUUUGAGAAGUGUGACCAAAAGUUACAUGUUUGCACUUACUAGACGAAAUAAAGUAUUAUAUUUUUUA